Molecule: messenger RNA, 1906 nt
Organism: Branchiostoma belcheri (Belcher's lancelet)
Lineage: Eukaryota; Metazoa; Chordata; Leptocardii; Amphioxiformes; Branchiostomatidae
Exons: 6
Coding region: 486-1604 (372 amino acids)
Cellular component (GO): membrane; signal peptidase complex
Molecular function (GO): serine-type endopeptidase activity
Source: RefSeq, a predicted model, not a curated record
GUUGACCGAGUUGAUCGAGUUGACCGAGUUGACCAGGGUAGUUGACCGAGUUAGUGCUCUAGCCUUAUUUGUUGACAUUGUGCGCCGUGUUUUUCAGCCCACUUUGUCACUGAAGCCGCGUUAUACAAUGGAAACCUGUAAUCGACACCAGAGUUCCUCUUUCUUUAAAAAGACACAUUGUUCAGGUACCAGCGCAAGGCAAAGCACUUAAAUUACCUACAAGAGUACAUGCCAUAUAUAGUGGCUAUGAGCUUUUGACACGUUAUCACGUAUGAACCCUAGGCCUUUUGCAGGUUUGCUGAAAUUUCGUCUUUGAUAUUCCUAUUUGAUUAGAUUACAUGCUAUGUAAGCUCUUAUGUCAUUGUGUACAAGGCCGUUAUCAUUGCUUGUUAAUAAAGGAAACGAUGUCGACUGUUAUGUCAUACAGAAUGUUGCUGGACAUUCACAUGAAAGGACCCUCUUUCGAGUGACAACGGAUCGGAGGAAUGGCUAUUCCUGUCCCAGGUAACCAAGAUGCGGCUCCCGCCGUCCCUGUCCCGGCCAACGGAGAAGCGGCUCCUGCCGUCCAUGUCCAAGUCAACCUACAUGUAGAGGUAGCUCCUGCUAUCCCUGUCCCAGCCAACGUAGAGGCGGCUCCUGCUAUCCCUGUCCCGGCCAACGGUGAGGCGGCUCCUGCUAUCCCUGUCCCGGCUAACGGAGAGGGGGCUCCCGCCGUCCCUGUCCCAGCUAACGGAGAGGUGGCUCCUGCUGUCCCUGUCCCAGCUAACGGAGAGGUGGCCCCUGCUGUCCCUGUCCCAGCUAACGGAGAGAGGGCUCCUGCUGUCCCUAUCCCAGCUAACGGAGAGGGGGCUCCUGUUGUCCCUGUCCCAGCUAACGGAGAGAGGGCUCCUGCUGUCCCUAUCCCAGCUAACGGAGAGGGGGCUCCUGCUAUCCCUGUCCCAGCUAACGGAGAGGGGGCUCCUGCUAUCCCUGUCCCGGCCAACGGAGAGGCGGCUCCUGACGUCCCUGCCAACGGAGCUGUUGCCCUUGCUGACCAGGUUCCGGCUGAUCAGGAUCAGCGAAGGCCUCGGCCGUUGACCCUUGAGCAACUACUGUUCUACAUGAUCUUUCUGGGUACUUUGAUCCUGCUGCGACCGGUGACAAAUACUAAACACCCUCUCAUGACAAUUGGCACCAGGUAUGGAUCCAUGCUGUUCAUGACCAACUUCCCGGACGACACUAUCGGAGUAGGUGAUAUUGUCUCGGCCAAAGUUCCAGGACAAGAAUUACCAUGGAUACGCAGGGUCGUGGAAGUUAAGGAGGACGGCGAAAACAACCUAUUGUACCUGACAAAAGGGGACAACGUUGACAACAAGUUCCCAGUGAGUGAUACAGCCGACCCCAAUCCACUGUCUCCCAUAUGGCUUACGAGGAACGAAAUUCUGAGCAAGAUGAAGAUGAAUAUCCCACUCCUUGGAAUCCCUCGCCUUCUGAUGGUCUCGAUCUCGGACUCUCCAUAUCUGGCUCCCAUCAAGUACCUAGCAUUGGCAUUUGUCUACUUCUAUCUGACCUUUAUGGUGGUUGGAUCGGUCAUAGCUGUAUGUACAUUGUAUGCUAGGGCGUGAAGAGGGCGUUUUGGUUGCUUCCAUGUGCGGGGUUGUUGUUCUCUUUAUGUCUGUUUCUGUGUUUGCUUGGUUUUCCGAACUUAGUUCCAAUGGCUAGACACCUCGGAGACAGGAAGUUAGGUCAAAGUCCCAUGAACAUUUCGUGUCUUUAAUUUCCUGCUAUAUGCAUUUCUGAUGCCUUGUGGGGCAUGAACAGAAUCAGCGAGAAACAAGAAAAUUUAAAAAAAUGUAAAUAUUUCAAGAUCUUUGCUUUCUUGUAAUAUGGCUGUGAGAGGUACUUCUUGCUCAUAAUAGACUAAAUG